Octodon degus (degu) is the source of this 7710-nucleotide messenger RNA. RefSeq names its product SH3 and PX domains 2B (gene Sh3pxd2b). Lineage: Eukaryota; Metazoa; Chordata; Mammalia; Rodentia; Octodontidae. Gene Ontology annotation, biological process: superoxide anion generation. The transcript is spliced from 13 exons. The coding region runs from base 1 to 2892 and encodes 963 amino acids. Gene Ontology annotation, molecular function: phosphatidylinositol binding; quinol-cytochrome-c reductase activity; protein binding. The record is from RefSeq and is a predicted model, not a curated record.
AUGUUGUCGGUCGCCGCCCGCUCGGGCCCGUUCGCGCCCGUCCUCUCGGCCACGUCCCGCGGGGUGGUGGGCGCGCUGAGGCCCUUGGUACAGGCUUCGGUGCCCGCCACCCCGGAGCCGCUGGUGCUGGACGUGAAGCGACCUUUCCUGUGCAACCACUCACUUAUCACCACAGCCCUGAGCAGGAUCGUGGUCCUCCUUGCCUCUGUUGCCCGUCCUUACUGCAGUGGUGGUGAGGAUUGGGCUGAGGAUGAGGAUGGUGAGAUGGUGACAGUGAAGAGGACAGUCUACAUCAUCCGUGUCACGUGGUCCAGUGGCACCACCGAGGCCAUUUACCGGCGCUACAGCAAGUUCUUCGACCUGCAGAUGCAAAUGUUGGACAAAUUCCCCAUGGAAGGAGGACAGAAAGACCCUAAACAGCGGAUUAUUCCCUUUCUGCCAGACUCACCUGGAUAUGCCUCUCCUCCUCAGGCUCUGAUCCAGCUGCCGCCCUACAUAUCUCAGUGUGAGGAGGUGCUACAGUUCUUUGAGACAAGACCCGAGGACCUGAACCCCCCCAAAGAGGAGCACAUUGGGAAAAAGAAAUCUGGUGGGGAUCUGGCCUCGGUCGACCCCAUGGUCCUAGAACAGUAUGUGGUGGUUGCAGACUAUCAGAAGCAAGAGAGCUCGGAGAUCAGCCUCAGCGUGGGACAGGUCGUAGACAUCAUUGAGAAAAAUGAGUCAGGCUGGUGGUUCGUCAGCACUGCAGAGGAGCAAGGCUGGGUUCCUGCGACCUGUCUCGAAGGACAGGAUGGUGUGCAGGAUGAAUUUUCUCUACAGCCUGAAGAAGAGGAGAAGUACACAGUCAUCUACCCAUACACGGCUCGUGACCAGGAUGAAAUGAACCUGGAGAGAGGGGCCAUGGUGGAGGUCAUCCAGAAAAACCUGGAAGGCUGGUGGAAGAUCAGGUACCAGGGCAAAGAAGGCUGGGCCCCUGCCUCCUACCUCAAGAAGAGCAGCGGAGAGCCCUUACCCCCAAAGCUGGGCCCUGGCUUCUCUGCCCACUCGGGCGCCCUUGACCUGGAUGGUGUUGCCCGGCAGCAGAAUGCAGUGGGCAGAGAGAAGGAGCUGAUCAACAACCAGAGGGACGGCCGGUUUGAAGGCCGCCUGGUGCACGAUGGCGACAUCAAGCAGAGAUCACCCAAGAUGAGGCAGAGACCCCCUCCUCGCCGGGAUAUGACCAUCCCUCGAGGUCUCAACCUGCCGAAGCCUCCUGUCCCGCCGCAGGUAGAGGAAGAAUAUUACACCAUCGCGGAGUUCCAGACCACCAUCCCAGAUGGCAUCAGCUUCCAGGCAGGCCUGAAGGUUGAGGUGAUUGAGAAGAACUUGAGUGGCUGGUGGUACAUUCAGAUUGAUGAUAAGGAAGGGUGGGCUCCAGCAACCUUCAUUGAUAAGUACAAGAAGACCAGCAAUGCCUCAAGACCCAACUUCCUGGCUCCCCUGCCCCACGAGGUGACCCAGCUCCGGCUCAGAGAUUCAGCAGCAAUGGAAAACAGCACAGGCAAUGAGACUGUGGGUCCCUCCCGGCCCUUGCCCAACACACCACAUGGUGCCAUGGACUCAGGGAUGUCAUGGUCCAAAGACUGGAAGGGUGGGAAGGAGGCCCAGAGAAAGGCAUCCUCAGAUAUGUCAGCAUCAGCAGGCUACGAGGAGAUCUCAGACCCUGACCUGGAAGAGAAGCCCAGCCUCCCUCCAAGGAAAGAAUCCAUCAUCAAGUCGGAAGGAGAGCUGCUGGAGAGAGAGCGACAGAGGAUAGAGCAGAUCCGGGGCUCUCCAGCCAAGCCUCCUGGUAUGAUUUUGCCAAUGAUUCCAACCAAGCAUGCACCCCCAGCCCGGGACAGCAGGAGACCUGAGCCCAGACCUGACAAAAGCAAAUUGUUCCAACUCAAAAACGACAUGGGGCUGGAGUAUGGCCACAAGGUAUCGGCCAAGGAAGUGAAGAAGCCCAAUCUCCGGCCCAUCUCCAAAUCUAAAACUGAACCUCCAGAGGACAAGCCAGAUGCCAUUCCCCAGAAUCCAUUCUUGAAGUCUAAACCUCAUGUUAGGCCAAAACCAGCUCCAUCUCCCCGGACAGAGCCAUCUCAGGGUGAAGACCAAGUGGACAUCUGUCACCUCAGGAGUAAGCUUAGACCUGCCAAGUCCCAGGAGAAAUCCUUGCUGGAUGGGGAGAGCCACCAGGCUGCUGGGGGCCAAGACAUGGCCUUUAGCCGAAGUUUCCUCCCAGGGGAGGGGCCUAGCUGGGCCCAGGACAGGGCUGGCAGGCAGGACGGGUUUGGCCCAAAGGAGACAACCUGUAGGCCCCCUCCAAGACCAACCAAGGCCACAGAGGCUGGACCUAAAAAUGUGCCCGUCCCUCUCCAAGACCCUACCCAGCAGAGACCUGUGGUCCCACCCCGAAGACCACCACCCCCUAAGAAAAGCUCAUCUUCAUCCAAGCCCCUCCCAGAAGUCAGAGGUCCACCAUAUGAAGCCAGUGAAAGCAGGGUGGUCCCUGCUCCUGGCCGUACCCUACUUGUCCCUCCCAAAGCCAAACCUUUUCUCUCCAGUUCUUCUGGGGGCCAAGAUGACAUGCGAGGCAAAGGUGGGCUGGGGCCGUGGGCAGCUGGCAAGAUGGGAGAGAACAAGGAGAAAGCAGCCGCGGCCUCCUUCCCCAGUGCCGAUGGCCCGAAGGACUCUCUGUAUGUGGCUGUAGCCAAUUUUGAAGGGGAUGAAGAUACCAGCAGCUUCCAGGAAGGGACAGUAUUUGAAGUCCGGGAAAAGAACAGCAGCGGCUGGUGGUUCUGCCAAGUCGUUAGUGGGGCCCCUUCCUGGGAAGGCUGGAUUCCUUCCAACUAUCUCAGGAAGAAGCCAUAGCUUCCUGCCUCCCUGACAGGAAGUCCUGCUGGUCCCUGCUGGCUUUCCCCGUGUAUUUAAUGUGUAUUCUAAUUUAUCAGUCUCCAUGCAGUUUCAAAGAAGGAAGCUACUGGAGUGCUGCUUUCUUCCCUGCCUGGGUAGAAAGUGAAUGGCUGCAAUGUCAGCAGCUCUGGGGCUGGCGCCUCCCAUCAAAGCAUUCCUAGAGCUCCAAAACCACCUCCCUUGCUGGAUAGAAAUCCACCUCAGUAUCCCUGCCUUAAGAGAACUCCUCCUGGCCAGUGGCACUGCCACCCAGCAGCAGGACAGUGACACUUCCAGGCCUCCAGAUUUAGACCUGCCUCCUGGAGCAGCUCCAGACAGGGUCUGUCACUGCUCAGACAAGGCAUGGUAAGCAGCAGCCCUGCCAGUCCCCAACAACUUGCUGUAACUCCUUCAUGGAUCUAAAAGCUAGUGACUUUUUUCACUGUUGAAGAACAGCGUCCUGUGCAAGUCAGCUCUUGCCAGUCCCCUGGAAAGUGUCCUCUUUCCAAGACCUUGGGUCCUCUGGCUUCUGAGGCUCAGCUGAAUGCGGCUCCCCAAGAGUGGGGCUGGAGGUCCACUUGGCUGUCCUGCCUGCCAUCUUCUGCCUUGAGACUCUGACUGCUCUGAAGGGGUGGCUCCAGCCCCAAGCAUACGACAUUUCCAUGAUGCAGGCUCCAGUCCCUCUAGUCUGCUAGAUCAGAAUUCCUACUCCCAUUUGGACCAUUUCCCUCUUGUCUACCUAGACCAAAAGUCUCCAAGUCUGUUUGGACAAAGCGCAUCCCUCGUGAACGUCCCUUGACUGCGUAGUUAGUAGAUGCCAAACAGCAUAUUUGGCAGUUUGCAUUUGUGUUUUAACCUUCACGAUCUCCCUCCCUUUUAAUAUUGUACCCAUGUUACCAGUGAGGGAACUCAGCUCCAUGCACCGAAGGACACGCUAGCUGGGAAGAAGAGGAAAAAGGAUCUGAAUGUCUGUGCUCUUCCCCCUGUAAGAGGCAAACUCUCAAGGCGGUGUUGGAAGCUGACUGGGUCCCAGGAGCAGAUGGCUGUGUAGCUUCCCUGGGUGGACAAGGGGGCACUGGGGCUGCUCCCAUACCACCUUCCCUGUGGCAUAUAUUGAGGUCUGCCUUCGGAGCCUCAACAACUGCUUCUCCAGGGCAGGGGAAGUCCCAGGAUCCUGGAAGUUGUUCCCUGUCCCCAUGCUGGUGUCCCUUAGGAGAUAGUGCAAAGCUAUGUUGGCUCAAGGACCAGCAAAAGUGGGUCACUACUAAACUAAACAUAGCAAGCAGUAUCCCAGUAAGGAGUUGGCCAACCAAGGGAGCCAAGCAGACUCCUGUACCUCCCUGCUGGGGCCUUGUGCUCCUUUCUAGGUAUCUAGGUGAGUUGUCUCUGUGUGUGCUCUCCCUGAGAGCAUCCUGCAGCAGCCCUUUCCCCCUUUUGGCAGAUACGCUUAAGGGAAAUAUAGAGAGCUAGAAUCAGGACUCAAGGUUCUAGCUCUUAGCCCAAAGUUCGCACCUGUGAAUUAGCUGCCAGGAGAUGAGAUUAGAAGCCCUUCAUCCCACUGACCCAGCAGAAGAGGAGGGAAUCCAGUCCCACUCUGUCCUGCCUGCCUCAGGGAUCUCCCAUUCACAGUGCUCAUCUGCUACAAUGCUUUUGGCACCACAAAGCCAGCUUGCCUGGGGUGGCUUGCAUCUACCUGCAGUGCCAAAGACUAAAAAGCCCUCUGGUGCACACCCAGCCCCUAGUCCCUACCACAGGCCACAGACUGGCUGCUUGCCCAGGAGGUUCCUCUGGCCCACUGCAGUAACUUGAGUACCUUCCUUCUUUCUCAGCCUGUAAGGCCUACUCCCCUGAGUUUGGGUCAAGCCUGAGGUGCUUCUUGUACCUUGACCCAUGCCCAGGACCCUGGAGAAAAGUGGCAUUGGGCAAAAGGAACCUGGGAGAGAGGGACCCACCUCUUCAAGACCCCAUACUUGGAAAGAGGCCCCAUAGCAUGAUUUUCAUCAAUUUUUGGCCACUUAGGCAUAAACAUCCUUUGUGAAGCUGUUUUGCAGGGUUUGAUUAACUUCUAAGGGACAAAGCUACUUGGGUUGUAUGUGUGUUCUAUUUGAUUUUGGCUUUCAGUGACUUUUAAGUAUUGUGUGCACACCUACUAUAUGGUGGUACUGGGUAGACCAGAGUGCGAGAGCUCCAUCCCUGGUGUCACGAGCUGUGAGUUGUGUCUGCCUGCACUGCUGAAGGCACAUCUUUCACCUCACCUCCUUCUGCCAGGUCAGCCAAGUGGGAGUGAACCUUCUCUGACUUCCUGUGGACAGAUGUUUCCCUGCAAGUGGAAAAAGAAUUUGAUUUUUCCACUACCAUUACUAUGCUAAUGUGAAGUGUAGAUGCAGAAGCUACAUUCCUCCUGCUCACUGUUCUUUGCUGCAGUCACACUGAUGACCUUAGGGCAGGCAACUAGAAGCACUCUGUCUCAAUGGCCAAAGACUCUCCUAGCUGUCGUUGCCUAGGGACUUAAGUUUACAACAUCCUGAACCAUGGCUACUAGUUUAGGAGUGAUUGCUAGAGCAUAAGAAAACUCCCUGGAGUCAGGGCCAUGGAAGAGGUCCUGAGUCAUUGUAACAAGGUCCAUAUCAAGCAACGGGCAGGUCACAGGUACUUAGACAUGCUCCCUCUUUCAUCCCCAUGACAACCUUCUAGGGUAAGUAGCUUUACACCUGAUGUGUAAUAAGAAAUUGAGAUGCAGUAAGGGAAAUCACAUACCCACUUUUAUCCAGGUAGUAGCCACACUGGGACCCAAAUCCAGGUGACUCCCGUGUGUCCAUUAUUUUCUGCCACUAUCAGCAGUGAAAUGUGCAUAGGAUUGCAGGGCAUGAAGUGUCACAUUUAGGUGUCAUGCUCUACCCCUUGGUCAGACUUUUCAGUAGGUCACAGGCCAAAGCCAGCUGAAAGAGUGGCCGGAGGUGGAGGUGGCCUUUCUGUGCUCACCCCUGCUCACUGCCUUGUGAUGACUACUUUAUCUUCCAUCUGCAGGCAAAUGUACAGCAUGUUGUAGAGCCACCAGAUACUUAGGAUAUCUGAAUGUCAGGACCAGCACUUGAUAAAAUAGGCUUUUGCUCAAAUUUUGCCUUAGAAUCAUCCCUUGCCAUUUGGUAGGCAUAUGUCAUUGUCUCAGGGUGAGACUUGGAAAGAGCUGAGUUCCAGAUUAAACCACCUUUAAUGUCACUACCCUCUAGGAAAUUCUAGAGCUCAUUCUUUGCUUUCAAUAGUCAUUUUAACCCUCUGCCACAAGGCUGCCCCACAGAAUUGAUUUCUAUGGUAAAGUUCUUGGCCUUUAACAAUUUUCUGAGUCCACUGGAAAUUCCAUUACCAGGUAGGAAGUGGGAAAGCAUGCAUGCCGCAUUAAAGGGCAGGUGCCGAAUCUGCCCAGGGCUUUGGAACAGCCUUGGACUGGACGGAUAGUCUAGUGUUUAUGACCGAGUACCCAGUACUGAAGGACAAAGCAGGAAUUACUCCUGCCUUCAAAUAGCUGGCAACUUGACAUCACCAAGAACGGGUUGGGAGUGUUGCUCAUUGGUAGAAUAUUGAAGCCCCUCCGAGUUGGAUUACCAACACUGAAAACAACAAACAUUCACAGCCUGGUUCCCUAUCCUUCCAUGGUACCAAGUCUCAAGUGUCAGAGUAGGCUGCCCUCUGGGAGGCCUUGCUCUUCUCUUUGGACUGUGACAGUGGAUACCUACCAACCUGAACUCUGUGUGGCACUGUUGGUCCCCUUGCUAGUUGUCCACUCCCAUCUCUUUCAGCACUUUUGUGUGUACUAUGGACAGCCAUACCAUACAGAAACCAAAGACUACCUGGUGUCAGCAGACUCUGGUCUCAGUGAGUGGGAGAUUGGCUAGCAUUGAAGUAUGAACUUGCCUUGGACUACUUUGGAUGAAUUGCCCCUCACUUGGCUAAAGAGCUGGACUGACAGCCCAUGAGGGUUCCAAGCAGAGCUGCAGAGUUAAAAUGGGGGAGAAGAUGGCUUCCCUACUCCUCACCUGCUGGGCCACCUUCUGAGCAUCCUUGCCACCCACUGACGUCCAGCCGGACAAGGUGACGUCUGGUCUGGUGCUAUCUUACUGAGGGAUCAGUCCCCUCAUCACAUUUCAGCAUUCCAUCUCCCUCUCCCUGUCUGUUCUGUACUUCAGAGGAAACCUUUUGAGCUCCAGAGAUAAAGAGCUUAACCUUCUCUGUCCUUGAAAAGACCAGACAUGGUGCCAUAGCCAGUGGCCUUUGCUUUCACAUCUCGAUACAUUAAAACAGAAGGUGCUCCCAGCAGGCCUACUAUACAGCAAUAGUAGCAAUACUAAGCAAUUCUAAUGCAACAAAGAUGUCCAGAGUUUACCCCCGUGCAUACCUGUUUAUGCCUUUGUGCCCUGUAAUUACUAGCAGCAACUCUCCUCUUGGAAGAGUGGUACUAACUCUGAUUAUGACACCUUAGCUGCAGCCCACAUGUUCUGCUUCAGGGAGCUGCCAAGUAACUCGGCCAUUUCUUCCAUCCCUUGGGAAACGGUGGGCUCUGAAUAGUGUUGUUGCAUCAGCUUGUGUCUGCUUAUAGGAUACACUGGGGACCCCUGGACACCUCAGCACUUCUUGCACCCUCUUGAAAAAAUGACUGAUUCUGGUGGCGCCUUUUGAUUCCUUUUAACACAAAACAUAAAUAUAAAUGUGAGGGGGGAUGAAUAACUAACUGUAGCAUGUAGAAAAUAUAUACUUUACCAUUAGAGUUUUUUUUUUUAAUAAACAAAGUGCUUGACUGGU